Molecule: messenger RNA, 1419 nt
Organism: Uncinocarpus reesii 1704
Lineage: Eukaryota; Fungi; Ascomycota; Eurotiomycetes; Onygenales; Onygenaceae
Exons: 1
Coding region: 1-1419 (472 amino acids)
Biological process (GO): lipid metabolic process
Molecular function (GO): phosphoric diester hydrolase activity
Source: RefSeq, a predicted model, not a curated record
AUGGUUGCAGAGCAUUUGACCAUUCGGAACCUAACUGCGAACCCAAUCGAGCUGAAGCAUGUCGAGCGCUUCGCUCCCCCGGAUGUUCCCAAGCCGGACAUCAAGAAUAUCACCAAGACCUUUUCAACUCUGAUGAACAAUAUCACCAGAUCUGCGAAUGAAGUUGAUUCGAUUGCACAUGGCUCUGAGUCAUUCUCUCGCCAGGAUGUCUCUGUCCGGGUCGAACCCUUCACUACGGUGAAGACGGAUAUUCGAGCCUUCGAGAAGUCUGACAGAGAACGGAUGAAACUGACCAUCGAGGUCGAAGGGGAACGGCACCAGGUUCAAACACCAGUGCCGACCAGCGAAUCGGCUACGAUGAGAGCAUUGAAUGACAAUCCGCGGUUCCGAUUCACCGGCGUCUAUGUGACUCCUGAAUCGCAUCUGGCAGUGUACUCGUCCGCAAAUCUCAAUUCGUGGAUGAGAGAGCUCAACAACGAUACCCUGCUCUCUGCACUGUCGAUUCCAGGAACGCACAAUUCCCCAACGUGCCAUCUCGCUCCGCCAUCGGUGAGAUGUCAAGCCGCCAGCCCCCGAGAGCAGCUGGAGAACGGCGUACGCUUCUUCGAUAUCCGCGUUCAGCCCCAAUUCCCCAAUGACCCAAGCAAGGAUAGUCUGGUCCUCGUUCACAGCGCAUUCCCCAUAUCCCUCACGGGAAACAAGUACUUCCGUGACCUUGUCCAGGAGAUUGAAGCUUUUCUUGAACGCAACCCAUCGGAAACGUUGAUCAUGUCCGUCAAACGAGAAGGCCCCGGGAAGCACACAGACGCUCAACUAAGCAAGAUCCUGUUCGACCACUACGCCAAAGACUCGCGCAAAUGGUACACGGAACCCAAGAUUCCGACCUUGGAAGCCGCUCGAGGCAAAAUCGUGCUGAUGCGCCGUUUUGGACUCGAUGAUAGCCUCAAACGAGAGUGGGACGGACGCGGUUGGGGAAUCGACGCCGGUGGAUGGGCAGACAAUACCCCUCAUGCAACCUGCCCCAGCGGAGACAUUUGUAUCCAAGAUUUCUACGAAGUCCUCGAAACGGAAAACAUCGACAAGAAGAUCGAAUAUGUUACCGCACAGCUCGCAAGAUCCGGCGCACUGAGCUAUCCUUUUGGCGCGCUGAAGGUUGACGACAAUGGCGAUCGGACCCCGUUUUAUGUCAAUUUCCUGAGCGCGAGCAAUUUCUGGAAAGUGCAGACGUGGCCCGAGAAGAUUGCGGCGAAGCUGAAUCCUGCGACGGUGGAUUAUAUCUGCCGUAAACAUCAUGGGGACGAGAAGGGAGACUGGUCGACGGGCAUUUUGGUCUGUGACUGGGUGGGAUUGGAUGGCGAUUGGGAUUUGGUGAGAUGCAUUGUGGGAAUGAACACGAGGCUGAUGAUGAAACAACGAUGA